This is a messenger RNA of Phytophthora nicotianae INRA-310, 1615 nucleotides long. RefSeq lists its product as hypothetical. The transcript is spliced from 6 exons. NCBI's taxonomy places the organism in Eukaryota, Oomycota, Peronosporomycetes, Peronosporales, Peronosporaceae. Gene Ontology annotation, molecular function: metal ion binding. The coding region runs from base 1 to 1269 and encodes 422 amino acids. The record is from RefSeq and is a predicted model, not a curated record.
AUGAAGAAGAGAUCAGUGGUGUUCGUGCUCAUCGACGGGCUGGCCGACGUAUCCUUGCAAGAGCUGGACCAGCAGACGCCCCUGGAGGCCGCACACACGCCCGCCAUGGAUGCCAUAGCUCACGGAGGUCUCACAGGCCUCAUGGACCCUGUGGAGCCUGGUUACGCUUGUGGUAGCGACACGGCGCACAUGUCCAUCCUGGGUUACAAUCCCAUCGUUCACUACCGUGGACGUGGAUCCUUUGAGGCUAUGGGGGCUGGACUACCGAUGAGCAAGGGAGACGUUGCGUUCAAGUGUAAUUUCGCCACUGUGGAGCAGAAUGAUGACGGCCAAUUGAUUGUCGAAAGGCGACGUGUGGACCGCAACUUCCCGUCCUGGGGCAUUGAUCUUUGCAGCUUCUUGGAUGGACUUACUCUCCCGGAGUUUCCUGGUCUAGUGGUGGCCACGAAAUACGCUACGGAACACCGUUGCGGAAUUGUUUUCAAAGGCCCCGGACUCAGUGACAAAAUGACUGGCACCGACCCGUUAAAGGACCACUUGCCGCUGGUGACGUCAGAGCCGCUGAAUGAUACUCCUGAGGCUGCAUACUCGAGCAAGGUGCUGAACGCAGUAUCGAAUGCCAUCCACGAGAAACUUUCGGAUCACCCCAUCAACAAGGCGCGUGAGGCAGAGGGAAAACCACCGGCAAACGUGGUACUGCUUCGUGGCCCUGGCGAACGAAUUGACGUCCCAACGUUCACUGAGAUGCACGGAUUAACCCCUUUCAUGAUCGCCCCGACCUGCAUCAUCGCUGGUUUGGGCAUGUCACUGGGUUUUGAAAUUGUCUCCGCUUCUGGCGCCACCGGAGAUUAUCACACGAAUUUGCGUUCGAAGGCUGAGACGGCGUUGAAGGUGCUUCGUGGUGGCGAGUUCGACUUUGGUUUUGUCCACGUCAAGGCAGUGGAUGAUGCCGGUCACGACCGUGACGUCGCCAAGAAGGUACACUUCACUGAGCGCGCAGACGAGAUGAUCUCUGUGCUGUUGGAAGGUAUUCACGCUGACUGUGGAGAGGAGGCCAACGACGUGACCAUCGUUGUUACUGGAGAUCACACUACACCUGUCAAGUAUGGAGACCAUACAUUUGAACCUGUGCCGUUCGCAGUUGCACGUGCUGGAGUUGCGUACGAGAGGAUGCAGCACUUUAAAAACGUUGCACGUGGUGCCCUUGGUCGUUUUGCUGGUGACCAGGUGAUGAAGCUCGUCAAGAGUUUCCGUGAAUACGAACUAUAGGUUGCAUUGUUCAAACCCCCACACUCAAGACGUGUUCAGUGAAACAUUUGCGCCAUCAAAAGCGAGAUAACACCAAGCAUUUCCUCGAUCUCGUGGUCAGUAAAGUGCUGGGACAGACUUGGAAUCAGAGCCACAGCUUCUUCUACUUCCUCCAGGUACAAAUUGGACAAGCUUGCGAUCUCGAACUCCUCCAUGCUCAAACGAGAGCGACUGGAGAGCACUACAGGUUUGAAGUUUGCAUAUUACCGGUUUGACAUUCACAUCAAACAUUAGGAUAUUAAAAGUCACGUACUCACGAAGCUCAAUAACAGCAGCUUGGUUGGCCACAGGGUCUUUUGUUCCAGUG